GGUGGAAGACUAGCUUUUACAAUACUCGGUUUGCAUGUACUGAAAGUCAUCUGUCUUCUGAGUCAACAUUCCCGGCCUGGUAAAGAACCUGAUCAGGGCUCUGGUGAACAAGCCGUAGCACCUCUUCUGCCUGUGAGCGAUUUGUCACUUCCUUCUGUAAGACUGGCACCAGCAGACAUGCAGUCUCAGAGGAUCCCGGGGAGGAAGCGAGGCCGACCCCCACUUCACUCAACACCUAUGAAGAUGGCAGUUCAUAACCUUUAUUCUGCUUCAGCUGGUUCUUUACCAGCAGUGAAGAUCCCAAAGAAAAGAGGGCGGAAACCCGGGUACAAGCUCAAGUCUCGUGUUCUCAUGACUCCUUUAGCCCUCUCACCUCCUCGGAGUACGCCGGAGCCCGACCUCAGCUCUGUCCCUCAGGAUGCGGCCACCGUCCCCAGCUUGGGGGCCCCUCAAGCUCUCACAGUCUGCCUCUACAUCAACAAGCAAGCCAACGCAGGGCCAUACCUGGAGAGGAGGAAGGUGCAGCAGCUCCCCGAGCACUUUGGGCCUGAGCGGCCCUCGGCGGUCCUGCAGCAGGCCGUGCAAGCGUGCAUCGACUGUGCCCACCAGCAGAAGCUGGUCUUCUCCCUGGUCAAGCAGGGCUAUGGUGGCGAGAUGGUGUCAGUCUCGGCAUCCUUUGAUGGGAAACAGCACCUGCGGAGUCUGCCCGUGGUGAACAGCAUUGGGUAUGUCCUCCGAUUCCUCACCAAACUGUGCCGAAGCCUCCUGUGUGACGACCUCUUCAGCCACCAGCCCUUCCCCAGGGGCUCCAGUGCCUGUGAGGAAGCCCAGGAGAAACAGGAGGGCAGGAUGGAGUCAGCAAAAGCAGUCACCACUGACGAGUGCCUGGUGAACCCUGUGAGCAUGAACCGCUACAGUGUGGACCCCUCCACCUCCGCCUUUAGCCACAGAGGCUCGUUGCCCACCUCCUCCUCGCUGUACUGCAAGAGGCAGAACUCUGGAGACGGCCACCUUGGGGGAGGCCUGGCCACCAACACCAGUGGUCCCCGCACCAGCCCCAUGUCCUCUGGAGGCCCCUCAGCACCUGGGCUGAGGCCCCCAGUCUCCAGCCCUAAGAGAAACGGGACCUCUCUAGAAGGAAACCGAUGUGCCUCAAGCCCUUCUCCAGACGGGCAGGACGCCAGGCGGCCGAGGAGCAGGAACCCCUCCACCUGGACCGUGGAGGACGUGGUCUGGUUCGUGAAAGACGCCGACCCGCAGGCUCUGGGGCCUCAUGUGGAGCUCUUCAGAAAGCAUGAGAUUGACGGCAAUGCUCUCUUGUUGCUGAAGAGUGACAUGAUCAUGAAAUACUUGGGCCUGAAGCUGGGACCUGCGCUGAAACUCUGCUACCAUAUUGAUAAGCUGAAGCAAGCCAAGUUCUGAAGGUUUUGAGAAGAUAGAAGCAAAAUCCAGAUAAGAGAUCUCAAGAUCAUCUUCUGCCUUACCAACAUCCAGCCACCAUCACAGAAUAGAUUCUCUUCUUAAAAAUAACAGCCACAAAGACUUGGUCUUUUUAUAAAACUUGUGCAUCUUUGCUUUUUAAAAAAUUCAACAUGGCCCUUUUGAAAGGCUCCUCUGUAUUAAUGAUUUGCCAAAAAAUUGCAAAAAAGCCUAUUGUUUUUAACAUUCUUGAUAGGUUGGUUGCUCUUAGAGUGGGUCCUGUUUUUAUAAUGAGAGAAUGGGGAACCGGAUGCCAUCGCUCAAGGAGAAGGAUCUCAAAAGAUAUGAGAAGGACUUUUGUCUCUGCAGGCUCUGCAGGGACACCCACCACAGCACAACCUGUCUUUAACUCUGACCCGGCGACCUGUCAUUGUGAGCCUUGUUUGAUUCAGCUCUGGAAGCUGUCUUCUGAGGAUAAACGCCUCACCUUGCACUAUCUGGAAAACUUGAAUUCUUUUGCUCUCUGAAAGAGAGGAAAAAAAAUCUUUUCUAGUCUUA
Ceratotherium simum simum (southern white rhinoceros) is the source of this 1977-nucleotide messenger RNA. RefSeq names its product Scm polycomb group protein like 4 (gene SCML4). Gene Ontology annotation, biological process: negative regulation of DNA-templated transcription. Gene Ontology annotation, cellular component: nucleus. Gene Ontology annotation, molecular function: chromatin binding; histone binding. NCBI's taxonomy places the organism in Eukaryota, Metazoa, Chordata, Mammalia, Perissodactyla, Rhinocerotidae. The record is from RefSeq and is a predicted model, not a curated record.